CGACUGAACCACCCGUGCCACCGCGGCGUACGAAGCGCAAGAUGAAAACUGCACCGAUCACGACGUCGAUAGCGAGCGACGCGACGGUGGUGAACGAGAGCACGAGCGACGCGGCGAGACCUCAGCAAAAACGUCCGUUGCCGCCGCCUCUGCCACCUCCACCGCAGAAAUGUCGACGGAACAAAUCUCGAUCCGCCGAAACCUGCCAGCCGCAAUGCGACACCGCGAGCUGUCCGACGGUCGAGAGUGUCGCGAAUGAAUAUCGUCACCGCGACAGCCACACCGACAUCGCGGCGGGUGUGAUCGAAGCGAAGUCCCCGAGAUCGCGCGACGCGACAUCCACGACAGAGAACAGAGAGACAGAGACGGGCGGCGCGAGCGAUGACCCAAUUCCGGGAUCAAUCGCGACGUCGAAGGUGCCAUUUCUAGCCAUCGACGUCGCGUCCGAACCAAAGUCACCCAACAAAUAUCCAUCGCUCUUUUUCACGAAACACGAUUUCCAGAACGUGAUGUCCGCCAUGUGGACGAGUGAAAACACCUCGAACGCCAGCUUGUCCAGCGCGGAGCCGUGGCGCGAGCCGAGUUCACGCGAGAAAGGACCGUUAACAACGUGCAUGCCGGAUAACGGCAACAACAACGAUCACGACGACGUCUGUUUCCGCGUGACGACGACAAAUCUGCCGUUCGAGAAGUGCCUGGAAAGACGGAAGAGCCCUUUCGACGACGAGUUCGUGCUGAAACUCGAAGACUACCGAUUCGAGGACAAUAUAGAUGGAAACACUCGGAUGAACGAUGGAGGAUCGUUCGGCCAUGACAUUUUUGAUAUCAAUGAGAAUUCAGACUGUCGUGUCGGCACGAAAGUACGAUUCGUCAUCGAAUCGCCGAGUUCUUCUUCUCGAGUUUCCGAGUUCAACACCCAAGUAAAAAUCGGCGUACCGUGCGAAAGUUCGCGAAGCAGCGAAUCCAUUUGGGACGAAGAGCAAGCUGACAAACGUGACGACGCCUCUUCCUUCAGGCUCUUCGAAAUUCAAGACGAACGCGCGGACGUGAAGAAUAAAAAUAAACGCAAAAAUAAUUCGCAAGAAGAACCAUGUACUCCGCCGAACCAUAUCGACGAGAAUAAUCGCUAUAUCGCCGCAGAGAAAGAUGAUCCUUUUACGUCGGCGAGCAAGGCGGACGCGAUACUGAGAACGCGUUAUGACGGUAAGGAUAACGACGUUAAUUGCGAGGAGGGAACUCGCAAAGGGGACUUUAAUUCGACAUCGCGGAGCGAACGAGUUGCCGAGGAGAAUCGCAAAAUCGGAGAGGAAAAAAUAAUGGCGCUAGUGGAGGAAGCCAUUAUGAGCGGAGGAAACGCUGAAAAGCAGGCGGAUCAAAGUCAAAUGCUGGAUGCAACUUCCGAGAUUGCCGAGAACACUUAUCGUUUUACGGAUAAAAGUUCAGGAACGGUCCGCGAAACUGACGAGGCAGACGCGGCGGAAAUAACGUCAAAGAGAACAGACCGGGAAGAAGUAUUUUUGAAAAAAGCACGCGAUGACGUGAAAGAGAAACCCACUGCCAAGAAUGAGAAGAUUUUCAUCAGUGAGUCACUUCGAAACGUUUUAAGCUGCCUCGACGACGACAAUGUGAAUCCGGAUGAUUCCGACGACGACGACGAACCCGACGAGAGAUUGCACGUCGACGAUCCCGCGAGAGAGUCACGCGGAGGAGUCUCGGCGGAGGAGUCUCGGCGAUUAUCGAUCGAAGAGAACAAAGAAACAAGCGGCUCCUUGGCUUCCGAAAAUAACCGCGAGCUAAUCUCGCUGUCGGAAGAGGUUUUCGCAAAGAACGUCCCCGUCAAGGUUAGGCGCGAUUCUUUCCUGGAGACCAUGCUGCUCGACGAUUCGAUAGAUUGCGCGAUUAUUGCUGCCGCGAUACCGUCUCCGGUAGACGUGGACAAAAACGAAGCAAGCAUUCCGAGUGAAAUAGAACAUAAAGCAUGGAAAUCGGACACGGAGAUCGCGAGAGAAAGCGGACGCUCGGGCGGAUUGAAUAAUGGCGCGACGAAAGUGCACGCGGAGAAUGAAAACGUUUCAAGGGAUUCCAGCGAGACGAAAGAAAAGAUCGCUGUGGUCUCAACCGCUGACGUAAGGUCAACGCAAUCGGAGAAUAAAAGCGCCGGUGACGCGAAGAAUGACGUGCUGAACGAGUUGCUCUGCAAUUUUAGCAACAUAAAAUUGAAGUUAGUGAGCCCGGAGAUGAAGAAAACGCAGGCGAACACGCAGGCAGGCGAUGAUGAAAGCAUGACUUGUCCGAUCGCAAUCGAUAACAGAACUGUCGAAGAAAGGGAGAAGGAUGCGGCUCUUCGACCGCGAGCGCGAGAAAAAUCCCGAGACCAAGUUCGCGGCGCGGCGAAUCUCGCGAGCGCCAAGACGAUCUCCACUGAUGCGGAUGAUAACGCAACGAUUGCCGGAGGAGGAGAAGGAGCUCCGGAUAUGAAGAGGAAAGUUGGAUCUCAACAUGUCAAAAGUGACAAUCGUGAUCCAGUGGUUGGCGAGGAAAUCACGAGGUAUAAAAAUACCGAGACGGCGAAGCUCGAGCUCGAGACCGGCGACGUAAGGAUCGCGAAAGAGACCUCCGCGGCGAAGACGAAGAUCGCCGCGGAGGAGUCUGUAGAUGUGAAAUCAUCAAACGAGAGCUGCGCAAACGCGAGUACCACCAACUCGGGUACACCCGAGGCUGCGGAGAGUGUCGGCGAGGUGAAACCACCGAGAGGAUCGCGGGACACUCGCGCUCCCAAGACUAUACUUAAGAAAACAAGCGUUCAGGGCGAGAGGCGGGCGAACGAAUCUCAGAAGAGAAUUCCCAUCGGGGCGCCUACGACGAUGAACAAAAUUUUCGAUAGCAGGGAACACGGGGCGAUAACGUGCGCGCCGCGCAACAACAGCCAGGAGGACGGCAGGAAGCGCGAGGAAGCUUCGGGCGAGACGCUUCAUGGUCUCGGCGACGAGAAGAAGACUGACGAUGAAAUAAUCGCAGACGACAUGGCCGAGAUCGAUCGCGGGAUCGCGACUACUCGGCCGGUAGCGUUAGCGUUAGCGGAUAGCGGCGAUAAGUGUGCCAUAGUUAGAAAGACUACUUCCGUAACCCCUUGUAAUAAUAAUGACAAUAACAGGGCCGCAACACCCGUAGCCGUAAGUAACGACCAAUCGUCCCGCGACGUUGUAACAAUAACCCCGGGUAAAGUUAGGAGCUUCGUUAAGUACUACGAGAUUCGGGGCGACACGACCACCGAGGGACAUUCUAAAACUAAUGACAGCGAGGAGGAACUAGCUAAGCAUAAAUCCACCAAGAGUCCACAAGCAUCGGCGCCGACCGUCGCUGCGAGGAGGUCGCAGCGGCCGGAAGUGACGACGAAGCGAAGGGAAGAGAGGGCGAGAGAGGGCGACGGUCUCUCGAAAUCAAACGACCUUCUCGCAGCGUUGCACGGUGAAGCUCAACUUCUGACCUUCGCCUCGAGGCUUCCGAAAAGUCCUCACGACUCGCCGGCGCGGGCGGUCUGUAAGUCGGAAGUGACGCAGCAGGAGUACAGAGAGGACGACGUCUCGUGUGUGUCCGAGAUACGUGCGCAACACACUAAAGCCAGCGCGAAAAAAUCGGUGCAGUUCCUAGGCGGAUUCACCGUGAUCCAGUCGAAAAGUUUCGACGAGGACGAGUCCGCGGGGAUCGUCGCGGGAUGCAACGCGAGCUCGUCGAGAAAGAGAAGAGCACCCGGCAUACCACCCGCGCCGUCGCGCGGAGACUCCGACGGUCGCCAGGGGCUUGUUGUUCGCGAAAUCACCAAGUCGGAGGAAUUGCCGAACGCCGAGAAGAGUUCCUUCCAGCGACGGGAGGCCGCUGCUCAGGUACACGCAGGAGUAACCGGUCACGAGGAGAAUUCAGGUAUCAAUCGCUUCGUUCCAAAACCAGAAACCCCACAGCUCGUAUUUUACUGUACUGUAUAAUCUGUAGUCUUUGGAAACCGUCGUUGCUCCGAGUCUCGGAAUCACCUUGUGUCGAUGCGAAAUCCCCCCUCUGUGAAUGUGUCUUGAUUUUCGCCACUAACCGAAGAAUAGAUUUUACGACGCUACGUAAAGCCUGCUAAGUGUAAUUUACGCGCUUGUUAAUGGCCACUGCGCAUUAUGUGAGCCUUUGCGUAUAUUGAAGCCAGGGAUUUCUAUUCUGAGGACAAAGUCCAACUUUACGUAAAAAAAAAAAAAAAAAAAAAAAAAAAAACACGUAAAACAUUAGCCCGUGCGCCACUUUUCUUCAUCUUUUAUAAUUUGCCAUAAAACCAGGUUACGUCAAUCCGGUUUUAUGAUUCUACCCCGGUUCUCACGCGACGAAUAAAUCAAUAACGGCUUAAAAUGCUCAGAUUGUAAAUUUCUUUUUUACAACACGCGCGCGGCCUGAUAUUCUAUAUGGGAUGUAACUCCGAUUGGAAUAUGAACUUUUAAGUAGAAUCAUCUCUUUUUUUCCCCACGGAAAAUCAGCUUUGCUUCCGCUCGGCGCUAU
Molecule: messenger RNA, 4533 nt
Organism: Harpegnathos saltator (Jerdon's jumping ant)
Lineage: Eukaryota; Metazoa; Arthropoda; Insecta; Hymenoptera; Formicidae
Exons: 2
Coding region: 42-3983 (1313 amino acids)
Source: RefSeq, a predicted model, not a curated record